CUCCCAUUUGUCAUCUUAUCUUCUGGAAAUACUGGGAAAGUGAGCAGUCCGUUAAUUUCUAGAUAAAUCGUCUUGGUGGAGUUCUUCAGCUUCCGCCAUCAAUGGCACUAACCCAGAUCGUGAAUCCCAUCAGAUGCCCUUCUCCCACAAUUCCACGGCGUUUCACGGCGAUCUCGCCAUUGAAAACCCUAAACCCCCAAGGCAAACUCUUCCUUCCUUCUGUUUCCUCGAUUUGGGAUGCCAUAACCGAAUUUAGUAGCCAUCACCACAAGGCAAACAAAUGUUCUCGGACAAGUGUUCACUCCUCGUCUAAUCUCAUCAUCAACCCUUCCGUUCUCUUCAUUAGUAGCGGCUUCGAUGGUGGUGGAUUCGUCGAUACGCAAACCUUCAUUGUUACCAUCAGUCUCGUCGUUGCCAUUGCUCUCUCUCUCUUCCUCGGCUUCAAGGGAGACCCAGUUCCUUGUGAGAGAUGUGGUGGAAAUGGUGGAACAAAAUGUGUUUUCUGUCAAGAAGGUAAGAUGAAGGUGGAAUCUGGAAUGGUUAACUGCAAGAUUUGCAAAGGAUCAGGUUUGAUUUUCUGCAAGAAAUGUGGAGGUUCCGGAUAUCGUCGCCGUUUAUAAAUAAUAGAAUAAAUCCUUAAUAUCGCAAUGAAAUUGUUUUCGACAUUGGUCUUUUUGGACUACUUGAUAACAUUUCUAACUUGUUUAUAGUAUAAUGAUAGUAUAGAGCAUUACAUGUUUAAUAUGUGAUCCUCAGUUUUUUCCAUUUCACUUGUUAGAUCAGUUCCAAUACAAGCAAGUUAUUGA
Molecule: messenger RNA, 806 nt
Organism: Eutrema salsugineum
Lineage: Eukaryota; Viridiplantae; Streptophyta; Magnoliopsida; Brassicales; Brassicaceae
Product: chaperone protein DnaJ
Exons: 4
Coding region: 102-620 (172 amino acids)
Source: RefSeq, a predicted model, not a curated record